Molecule: messenger RNA, 1389 nt
Organism: Perca fluviatilis (European perch)
Lineage: Eukaryota; Metazoa; Chordata; Actinopteri; Perciformes; Percidae
Exons: 6
Coding region: 63-1037 (324 amino acids)
Source: RefSeq, a predicted model, not a curated record
GUGCAAGCUGAGCUCAGUUCAUAAAUAGCCUUACCACUUCCUCAUAUGGUACAUUUAGCAAAAUGGAGCUUGUCGUACUUCUCUGUGCCGUUUCUCUGCUGUAUUCAUGUGAAGCACAAGAGCCCAGUGCUGUGACUCCUGUGUUUGUGAAGAAGGGAGAGGAUGUGCUUCUGAAUGUCACCACAGCUGAUGUUUCUACAGAAGAUAUUGUUUCCUGGAAAUUCAAUAAAACAGUUAAUUUAGUACGAUUUUUACCUGGUAGAAAACCAAAAGUCUCUGAUGAUUACUCUGGAAGGAUUGAGUUGCUUGAGAACUACUCUUUGAAACUGAAGAAUCUACAAGAGGCAGACAGUGGAGUUUAUACUGCAGUAGUGUCUGAGGAUAAAGAAAAACAAAUAACUGGACACAAGAUCACAGUCCAAGAUCCAGUGUCUCCAGUUAAUCUGUCAGUGGACUCUGUGUCUAACAGCUCAGACUGGUGUAACCUGACAGUGAGCUGCAGAGCACAGGACUCUCACAUUAACAGCACCUUUAGAUGUGACACCCACACCUGCAGUCAGGAGGGAGGAGAGAGAUCACAGGUCAUACACUCUGCUGCUGAUCUCCAUGUCUACCUGUCCAAAGGCUCCAUCAUCUGUAACCAUAGCAACCAGGUCAGCUGGACCAAGGACAUCAAAAUAAUUAAAAAUGUCUGCCCCCUACUUGCUGAACCCGCCAUCAAUGUUACUGCCCUUAUCCUUGGUGUUAUCGCCGUAGUUUUAAUUUGCAUCUUAAUUGUUGCAGCAGUUCGAUUUUUUUCAAAGAGAGAAAAGAAUGAAAGAGAAAGCAGGGAGAAUACAGUAUAUGAAGUUCCUCAGGUCGGACAUAGAGCCUUACGUCAGAGUGAGAGUGAAGUUAUAGGUCUUUCUCCAAACUCCACCUACUGCUUGGUAGGGCCUCACACUGGAACUGUGGAUUCCAGUAUGACAAGAGGCACGACUCUGCCAGAGAGUCUGUAUGCUCAGGUGGAUAAACCUGCCAGGUCCUUAAACAAGUAAUCAGCAUGGUAUUACACAUACUGCACUGGCAGCAAUUUACAGUUUUUAUUUAAGUGUUGCCCAAGCUUUCGAUGUUUAAGUUUAUGUGACCUGCUCUGGUAUGGAAAGAUGGCUUAUUGGAGUGUACCUUAUUGCAAACACUUUACAAUAAGGUACACAAAAAUGUAGAUAGUUAUUGAAAAAUGAAUGAGGGACAAAUGGUUAGUGUGGUGGCAAAUUUUAUUUUAACCAUUUGUUUAAUGAUAUUAACCAUUGGUUUAAUGAUUGUUUUAUAAUGCCACAAGAUUUAGCAAGAUUUAGUGAGACAAUGGUGUGACUGUUAAUGAUGUCCUCUUUUCAACUAUGGCCAUAC